This is a messenger RNA of Necator americanus (New World hookworm), 639 nucleotides long. RefSeq lists its product as uncharacterized. The transcript is spliced from 5 exons. Gene Ontology annotation, molecular function: protein-N-terminal-glutamate acetyltransferase activity; protein N-terminal-serine acetyltransferase activity. NCBI's taxonomy places the organism in Eukaryota, Metazoa, Nematoda, Chromadorea, Rhabditida, Ancylostomatidae. Bases 1 to 639 code for a protein of 212 amino acids. Gene Ontology annotation, cellular component: NatA complex. Gene Ontology annotation, biological process: N-terminal protein amino acid acetylation. The record is from RefSeq and is a predicted model, not a curated record.
AUGACUGCGCUAUAUACUUGUCGUCACGUGUGUUCCAAUCGCGGAUGGGGCUGCGGACUCUCAAACAUCGGUGCUCAGAUAAAGUUUUCCAUGAAUAUCCGGUGCGCACGGCCUGAGGAUCUCAUAAACACUCAGCAUGCCAACCUUAUGUGUCUCCCCGAAAACUACCAGAUGAAGUACUACUUUUAUCACGCGUUGACCUGGCCGCAGUUGUCUUACGUGGCAGAAGAUCAUAAGGGUAAUGUCGUCGGAUACGUCUUAGCGAAAAUGGAAGAGGAUCCUGACGAAGAGCCACAUGGUCAUAUCACAUCACUUGCUGUGAAGCGGUCCUACAGGAGGUUAGGUCUAGCUCAGAAACUUAUGGAUCAAACGGCACGUGCUAUGAUCGAGACUUUCAAUGCUCGUUAUGUUUCCCUUCAUGUUCGCGUCAGCAAUAGGGCAGCACUAAAUCUUUAUCAGAACACACUCAAGUUCACUGCCAGCGAGGUAGAACCCAAGUACUAUGCUGAUGGAGAAGAUGCGUAUGCCAUGAAACGGUGCCUAGUUCAAUUUGCGACCGAGAACAAUAUUGAACCAGCUGACAGAGAGUCAUUUUUCGCGGUGAAGUCGAACGAAGAUAAAAAGAAGAACAGGCAGUGA